Messenger RNA from Cladocopium goreaui, 2385 nucleotides. Lineage: Eukaryota; Dinophyceae; Suessiales; Symbiodiniaceae. The record is from the annotation of a GenBank genome assembly.
AUGGCACCAUUGACACCGCUCCAGACACCAGGUAAAGGUGUUUCAGGCGUGAAAGAAUUGGGAAUCUUCAAGACAUUUUGUCAAGUGAAGUCCUGCAAUGCUGAGAUGAUGAAGCAACCGUCUAAGUUGUUGCAACUAUGCCCCAAGCAUUCCCUUGCGAGAGAUGGCCUUAUGAAACAGGCGCAGCGCAAGGGCAAGGAGACAGCUGAGACUAUUCAGUUGCUGGAGAGAGAGAAUCCCAUUGAAAUGCUGGGCCACAUCGAAAAUUUCACACAAACGUGUCCAGCGCCUGGAAAAGGGAAAAGGCAAUUGGAGUGGGACUUUGGUCGUUUGCGACGUCAUCGCACGUCUGGCAUCCGAGAUGAGACUUCAUCUACCAAGCGUCCUCUUUGUCAGGAGGAUUUCGUGGAAUACUAUACCACCAAGGACCAUGGCAUUUCUCAAGAGGUUGAAGACGUGUGCAAAAGGCCGACUGGACAGUUGAUCCAGGCACAACUCGAGAAGGCGCAAAGUUCGGUUCUUGGUGACGAAUUUGAGAGUGAGGCUGCUGUCGUUCGACUCGAGUCCAUCAGGGGUGAUGGGUCUACAACAUUUUUGGCGCAACCUGAUCCAAAGGCUAAGUCAAAGGCAAAGGCUGCAUCUCAACCCAAGAGAAGGGCAGCUUCAGCCAACAAUCCAUUGCUGGCGGCUUCUCAGGCAAGACAAAGAAGCACGGCAUUGUACUUUGAAACUGAGCGCCUUCUUCAAAGGGCAAUCAAAGAAGCUGAGUUUGUCUUUGAGGUGACAGCGCCAAAGGUGCUUGGCAGUGAAGAGGCUGUGCAGAAUGAUGCCACGCUGGAGCUGCUUAGGAACAGAUAUGAUUUAGUUCAUGUUGCAUCUGAUCCCAAUGCAAAAGGAGAUAAGGCCGAUAAGGCCUGUGAGGUGAUGUUCAAUCUCGCUUGCCAAGAUCCUUAUCUCAAGGAUUGCCGUUCCACCUUGAUGGCUGACCCAAAGGCUUGUCAUACCCUAGGAGUUGCCAAGUACAUGCGGCAGUUUGUCUUCGAUAUGCAACCUACUCGAGAGCACGUCGAGCUUUGUGCAACUGCUCACCGGAAUGCACUCGAGUUGCUGAAGAAGAUAGCAGGAUGUUGCUUGACAGAAAGCACAAGCUGGGUUGCAAACAUUCAGGCAUUAAUCAAAGCCAAGCAGGAUGAAGAGAAAGCACUCGAACGAGAAAAGGCAAAGGAGAACAAAAAGGCAGCUGCUGCUGCAAAGAGAUCUGAAGAGAAGGCAGCCAGAGCAGCGGCAGCAGAGGCGAAGAAGAAGGCCAAGGCAGCAAAGUCUGCAGAAGAAGGAGCAGGUGCAGAUGCAGCAGAACCGACGGUGUUGGAGGCACCAAAGAAGUCCAAGCGCAAUCGGAACAGGGCUGGUCAGCAGGAGCUAGAAGAGACAGAUCCUGACUUGUUCAAGACCAUGUUCAAAUUCAGCAUUGGUGCCAUGGCCACGCUGGAAGAUGUUCCAAAGUUUCUUCAGCAGAUUGCCGAAGCACCACAGGCGGCAUGUUUGGCUCGAUUGCAACGUGGUACCUUCAAGAAAGAAGACCCUGGAUUGAACCCAAAGGAUUGCAAUUCUAUGCAAAAGGUCUUGGUUCAGCAGGGUCAGGAAUUUGCGGAGAAGUUGAAGAAGACUUUCCAGAAUCCCAGCUGUGCGUGGGAUGCACGAUCAACAUCCAUCACAGAUGGUCCGGCUGCUAUGUUGGCAAUGGAUGAUGCUCUUGCCAUGGAGAUCCAAAAGUACCAGGAGGGACACAGGCAGCUCAACAUCAAUGUUGGCGUUUUGGAUCGUACCCAUCUGGCAACCGAGGUCUAUGAUGCAGUGAAGAGGAGAACAAAGUCACACGAUAUGGCAGCAAAGGAGGCAAAUCGGAUUGCAGGGGUCGCAUGGGUUGGCAUCAAGUGCGGCGGUGUGUACACAGGGACAUUGCCUGUGCCUAUUGGAUCCUUCCUUUUUCAGGCUGAGGGCCAGCGAAUGGUAGCCAUUGUGCCAUGUAUGGAAUGCCUGGGCUUGAUGCAACGGCAAGCUGGAGAGGGCGUGUCUGAAAUCCCAGAUGAUCUCACGGCCGACAUGGCACCGCAACUCAUGCAGGACAUUGUGCAAUUUUUGUUGGAGGCCAGUGGCUCAUUCGUGGAGCAGUUCAUGCCGGCCUGCUUCAGGUAUGGAUAUGUUCAGCCUGGAGACAUAUUAUAUGUUCCAGGUGGAUCGCUUCUUAUCGAGAAGGCGGUGGUGGACGAUAACAUCGUUCUGCGUGUUCCAAGCCCAUUGAUCAGCACUUCAAUGGUGGAUUCAGUCAUCUUCGCGUGCAGCACAACUAGUGCACAGUGUCUUGUCGGUUUUAGUAUGUUUUAA